AUGGCCGACUCCUUGAGGAAGGUGGACCUCAAGUGCGUGGAGAAGAAAGCCCCAAAGGCGGAGCAGCGAGCAGACCACGUGAAGCAGCACGUGGUUUUUGCGCACAUCACCUUCAAGGAGGUCCAGUCGUUGCAGAAGGCCCUGCAGAGCGCCGACGGCAAGAUCUGCCACGCCGUGCUGCCGGCGCCGGCGUCGCUGCUCAAGGAGCGACUACGCGCUAGGAAGACCGCCUAUCCUGACCCAGUGCAAUUGCGCCGGGAGAUCGACGAGUGGAUGGCAAACUAUGAUGAGAAGCAAGAGGAGAAGAAGAGACUGGCGAGAGAAAGCCAGGUGGACGAGGACGGCUUCACCAAGGUAGUGUCCGGCAUCACGCGCACGGCGGACGGGCUCACCAUCCGGGGGGCCAAGCGCGAGGCGCCGAAGACCGGGGCCUUUGCAGAGGCCAUCCAGGCCAAGGCCAAGGUGCCGGCGAAGAAGAAGAAGACCAAGGAGAUGCCGGACUUCUACCGCUUCCAGUUGCGCGAGAAGCGGAGGGAAGAGAUCAUCGAUCACCGGAAGCGGAAGGCGAAAGAUCUGGAGACGGUGAAGCAGAUGAAAAAGGCGAAGCGCUUUGGGCCAUCCGAGUGA
This is a messenger RNA of Effrenium voratum, 627 nucleotides long. The record is from the annotation of a GenBank genome assembly. Lineage: Eukaryota; Dinophyceae; Suessiales; Symbiodiniaceae.